This is a messenger RNA of Lathyrus oleraceus (garden pea), 1832 nucleotides long. RefSeq names its product probable sugar phosphate/phosphate translocator At1g12500. Bases 405 to 1463 code for a protein of 352 amino acids. The record is from RefSeq and is a predicted model, not a curated record. Lineage: Eukaryota; Viridiplantae; Streptophyta; Magnoliopsida; Fabales; Fabaceae. The transcript has a single exon.
CACUCAUCACCGACACUCAACUCUAACCUAACCAUACCAUGUGAAACUCCAACAAAAACAAAAACAUGGUCCACCAAUUGUUUUUAUAUUCCCCCAAUUGUUCCAUCUCAUCCAACGACCACAAAUCUCCAUAUCCUCAAAUCUCAAUUCUGACCGUUCGAUCAUCGGUAACAAACCACUCAUCACUAUCACCACCCCCAUCCAAUUAAUAACACCACCACCUUCACUUCUUCACCAAUCUGAACUCCUUUUCAGUUUCAGUUCAGAUCUGACCAAACCAAAAUAAACCAAAUCAAUCCACAUGUUAUUGUUAUCACACUUAUAACAAAAACAUCAUCAUCAUCAUCAUCAUCAACAAGAACAACAACAUCCUCAUAUUUUUCAAUUUUCUUGUUACAGUGGCAAUGGUGGAGGCACAAACAUGGAAGACAAGAAGAAUGAGCAAUCCGAGAUUACUAUCACUCGACACAAACGACCAACUUCUAGACAUUCCAGCAACACCACCAAGUGAUCAAAGAAACAACAACAUCAUCGGAUCCAACAGUUUUCUAACAACGUCAUUCAUAAUUGCGUCAUGGUACUUUUCAAACAUCGGUGUUCUUCUUCUCAACAAGUAUCUCCUCAGCUUCUACGGUUACCGUUUCCCUAUUUUUCUCACAAUGCUCCACAUGCUAUCCUGCGCCGCUUAUUCUUACGCCUCCAUUAAUCUUCUUCAAAUCGUUCCGUUUCAGCAAAUCCAUUCCAAGAAACAGUUCCUCAAGAUCCUCGCGCUCAGCGCUAUUUUCUGCUUCUCAGUUGUUUGUGGAAAUACCUCACUGAGAUAUCUUCCUAUCUCGUUCAAUCAAGCAAUCGGUGCAACGACGCCGUUUUUCACUGCGAUUUUUGCUUUUUUGAUUACCUGCAAAAAAGAAACCGCUGAGGUUUAUCUCGCCUUGUUACCGGUUGUUUUAGGGAUUGUUAUUUCCACGAAUAGCGAACCGAUGUUUCAUUUGUUUGGGUUUUUGAUCUGUGUCGGUUCAACUGCUGGACGUGCUUUGAAGAGUGUUGUUCAAGGGAUUAUAUUGACUUCUGAUUCAGAGAAGCUUCAUUCUAUGAACUUGCUUCUUUAUAUGGCUCCUCUGGCUGCGAUGAUUCUGUUACCGUUUAGUUUAUAUAUUGAAGGCAAUGUGUUUGUGAUAACGCUUGAGAAAGCCAGAAGUGAUCCUUUUAUUGUGUUUUUGUUGGUUGGGAAUGCUACUGUUGCUUAUUUGGUUAAUUUGACUAAUUUUCUUGUUACUAAACAUACUAGUGCUUUGACGCUGCAAGUUUUGGGGAAUGCUAAAGCUGCUGUGGCUGCUGUUGUUUCUGUUUUGAUAUUCAGAAAUCCUGUUACUGUGAUGGGGAUGGCUGGGUUUGGGAUUACAGUAAUGGGUGUUGUGUUUUACAGUGAAGCAAAGAAGAGAUCCAAAGGUGCAUCUCAUUGAUGUGGUGGUGAUGGAUUCACAUUUUUUUUGGAUUUUCACGAACGGGUACUUCUUAUUUGCUUUACUUUAUUGUUAAUUGUUGGCAAAUUUUUAAUGUUGAUGAAAUUGUAUUUCUGUGGAAUUGGAUCUGAUCAAGUUAUCACAGCAAAAAUUGGAAUGUAUAGAAAGAAGCAGAUAAAGGGAAAGGGUUACUUAGUUAUGUUUGUUUUGCUAUUGCUGCUGUGUAACUUUAUAAAAAUAUUCGUUGCUCUUCGGCAACACACAUAAAUGAUUCAUAGGGGGAAAGGAAAAGGCUACAUUUGUGUAUUUGGUGAGGGAGGAAAAUUCUCCUUCACUUUCAUUUUACUAAUUACAUCGUCCAUUAUUUCA